This is a messenger RNA of Monomorium pharaonis (pharaoh ant), 2729 nucleotides long. It is a transcript of the gene DNApol-eta, whose product is annotated as DNA polymerase eta. Gene Ontology annotation, cellular component: site of double-strand break; replication fork; nucleus. The record is from RefSeq and is a predicted model, not a curated record. Lineage: Eukaryota; Metazoa; Arthropoda; Insecta; Hymenoptera; Formicidae. Bases 25 to 2496 code for a protein of 823 amino acids. Gene Ontology annotation, molecular function: DNA-directed DNA polymerase activity; damaged DNA binding. The transcript has 6 exons. Gene Ontology annotation, biological process: response to radiation; error-prone translesion synthesis.
UAAUCUUCGGAAUAUCUCGACGACAUGGCAAAUCCGGGUAAUAGGAUCGUUGUCCUGAUCGACAUGGAUUGCUUCUUCUGUCAGGUUGAGACCAAGUUACAACCGCACCAUCAAGGAAAACCUCUCGCUGUCGUCCAAUAUAAUCAGUGGGAAAUGGGCGGGAUAAUAGCUGUUAAUUAUGAAGCAAGAAGUUUUGGAGUAACUAGGCAUAUGAGAGGGAAAGAAGCUAAAGAGAAGUGUCCGGAUAUAGUUUUAGUCAGCGUUCCCUGCCUUCGUGGAAAAGCAGAUAUAUCCAGAUAUAGAAAAGCUGGCCGUGAGGUCAUCGAAGUUAUAAAAAAACAUUGUAAUGUAAUAGAGCGUGCUAGUGUCGACGAGGCAUACCUUGACAUUACAGAUAUUGUUGAUAAGAGAUUAGCCACAUCUAAAAUUUCUCCAAGAGAAUUAAUAUUGUCUCUGGCAAAUACAUAUAUCGUGGGAUAUUCAGAAGUUAAUAAAAAUGACGAAGAGAAAAGACGUCAAGGUCUACAAACUUGGAUAUUAGAUUCCUUUAAAGAAUUACACGACAUUCAAGCUCAGAGACUCGCUGUAGCUGGCGUAAUUAUUGAAGAAAUAAGAGAUAGUAUAUAUAGAGAAACCAAAUUCAGAUGUUCUGCUGGAAUUGCACAGAACAAGGCUAAUACUCUUUUUACAUUUUCUGUAUUUUGCUAUGCAUUAUAUUUCAAUAAUUUAUAUAUUAAAUUGAAUGCUUUGAUCAAUUUACAGAUAUUGGCAAAACUGGCAUGUGGAUUGCAUAAACCAAAUUGCCAAACGAUUUUACCCGAAGCAGCUGUUCCAACCCUUUAUUCGACACUUCCAGUGAAAAAAGUCCGAAAUCUCGGUGGAAAGUUUGGUGAUAUCGUGGUUGAAUCCCUCGGAUGUAACGUUAUGGGAGAUCUAUUGCAAUACUCCUUAGAACAAUUGCAAAAGCACUUUGAUGAAAAAACAGGAUUUUGGCUGUACAAUAUUGCUCGAGGUAUAGACGAUGAGCCUGUCACUAACAGAUUGUUGCCAAAGUCCAUUGGAGCAUGUAAAAAGUUUCCUGGGAAGCAAGCCAUUACUUCGUUGGAAGUGCUAAAGCAUUGGGCCGGAGAUCUAGCAAAGGAAGUCUGCGAACGGCUUGAAGAAGAUUUUGCAGAGAAUCAGCGACGCGCGACGUUACUCGUGAUCUCUUAUCACUACUAUCAGAAUAGAAGUACUAUAUCUCAAACGCGUUCGUUUGCUUUGAAUUCAUAUAAAUCAGAAAAAAUGGCGAGUCAAUGCGUGGACGCUAUCACCAAAUCUACACAGUACCCGGUAGCAUUCAUGGGCAUCUCUGUCACUAAAUUUGUACCAUCAAAAGAGAGUGGUAACUUUUUGAAAUUUUUUCAAAGCGCUAAACCGAAAAACGAAGAGAUUGUUACUUCAGAUUCAUUUGGAGAUGCAAUAAAUUUUAAUUCAUCUAAUUCAGAAAUGAGUGAAGAUUCGUCUUGCAUUGUCAAUAGUAAAGAAGUUUCUGUAUUGAAAACUGAAAGAGAAAAGCUUCAAAAAAUCGAAGAAUCUUCUAAAAAAUUUAACAAAAAAUCAGUCGCAAAGAAUAAUAAAAGCACAAUGAAAGGAAGUAAGAGAAUCGUUAAUGACUUAAAUGCGAGUGCAGAGGAUUCACCUAUAUCAAAAAGGGUUUCUAAGCUGAUCCAAGUGUGCAAUGAGCGUGACAAGAACAAGACAAAGAACAAACGUUUAUCGGGUAUGGUAAUAAAUAAUAAUGAUUUCCAAGAUUCAUUCUUUAUGAACAUAUACAAGACUGGAGAGAAGAAAUGUUACGAUAAAAUGGAUGGAAGCGCUGAUAUUGUGCAAGAAUCACAGAAAUGUAGGAAACAAUUGAUUGCAGAUGAAAAAAACGUUGACGAUGAGAACAUCGAUAAUUACAAUAUAGAUUUAAUACAAGAAAAUUCUUGUGAAAUGCCUUCUACGAGCCACGUGCAUACUUGUGUGAAUAGCAAUAGCGGAGAACUUACCGAGGAGAAUAACGAAAGAAAUUCCGUGCAAAAAUCUUCUGUGCAAUUACAAGAAAUAUUUCCAGAUUUGAACAAUAUAGAUCGAGACAUCCUGUCCCUAUUGCCGACCGAUUUACAAGAGGAAGCAAAACUGUACAUGAAAUCGCGACAUAGCAAACAGGAGAAGAUCAAGAUCGCUCAGGAAUUGUCAAAGACGGGAAGAGGAAGACCUAGCAAGGCUAAGAUCGCAGACAAGAGUGGCAAAAGGCGUAAUCCCUUGUAUAAUUUCUUAAUCAAAACCAAUCCGGACGAACACGAUGUACCUUUGGAGCGAUGUGCCGAAUGCGGUCAAAUGAUACCUGUGACAAAAUUCAGUGAACACGUGGACUUUCACGUGGCGCAAAACCUAUACCAUGAGAUUAACAAGCCUAUAUCAAGCAAGAACGGAGGAACAAAAAGGAAAUGUGAGGACGAAGUUGUCUAAGUUACUUUCAUGAAGCGUCAAACGUCAAACAUCUGCGAACCUAAUAAAGAUUCUCAAUCGACAACUACAUUCCUCUCAUAAUCGUGUAAAUGACAUUUUUAAAUAUUUUAUUAUUAACAGUUUAUCUACUAAUCACGAUGGUAUUACGGUUCUAUUGUGAUUGUAGAAAAAAUUGUAAGUUUUGUGUGUAUUUUUAUAUUGUAUAUUUGUUUAUAAUUAAAAGCUUACAUAUA